AUUUAAAGACCUCAUGACACGUGGAAAAUAAAGUAAUAUACAUACACACAUUGAAAGUACACAUACAAAAUAGUCACUUGAAGUUGGUUUUAAUCAUUAUGAUAGAGAAAUUGAGUUUGUACGGCCUUUUAAAAGUGCGAUUUUUGCGAUCUGCUACCGACCUUCCUAUUAGUCAGUCACAUGACCUAUGACGUACACUCCGGAACGGCUCCUUGGUCAAGACACUAUCCCACCUGUCACUCACGACUAUCCUGACACCUGUCAACAACAUGGAUUCUGACAACUCCGAUUCAUCCUCGGAUCCUGACACAUUUUUCGAAGUGGCAGAGUCCGACCCAAUGCUGGAGGACAAUGUGAGGGGCGUUAUGCCCUAUAGAUACGAGCCAUACUUGGAUGAGUUGGAGCCACAGGGUUCUACGGAAAGUUCGGAUGGCGAGGCAGAAGGCGCUGUUGGUGGUGCUGCUGUGGCAGACGGUCGGAUGCCUAUGGAUUUUGGCAGACUACAGCACGUGGAAUGGUGUUCUUGUGGGAGAUGUGAGCCAAUGCCACUGGUAGUGGAGUCGGUGUGCUGCCGCGAACAGUCAAGAGUGUGCGAGAGGAGAGAGGAGGAGGGAGCAGACACCCGCUGCAUCACAGAACAUUCUGGCUUUGAGCCAGUUUGUCUGAAUCUGCAUGUUCUGCGCACCGCACAUUUCCACUAUCGGCAAGAAUACGGGGAUGUAGAGGGAAACGAGUGGAAGAGGUACACUGGAUACAGACAGUUUGUGCGAUGGUGCUACGAGUACCUGGGAAGACAUGUCAGGGUCCCCAUACCUUCCUGUGUGGUGUGGUGUAUCCGGAGAACUUUUCCCUCCAUUGAUUACAGGGGGUUCCAGGACACCAACAGCCCGUGAUGAUACAUGUAUGCUGUUAACUUGUUAAUUUUGUUUUUUUAGUUUAAAUACAUGAGUUUGUAAAUACAUGAAAAUGAAUGUCAAUACAUGAUACCUCUGGCUUCACAUGAAUGUGUCUUCAUUUUUACAACUUACAACAGCUUACAACAAAUAGGCCUAGCAAAUCAAUUUACACCUUCACCAUGGAAGGGUAGCUGAUAUUUUUGAUCAUACGGUGUCUAAGAUGUGCUGUACUUCAGGGACAAUGCAAUACAAGCCCACAUGGAUAAGGGGGAAAACUGUAGCAACACAGACAUACUACACACCCUGUAAUGACACUUUUCAGAACACCAAGGUGAGGAUGGAGCAGGAGGUUCCCAACACAGUAAAUCAAAGCACUCACGGCAAAGAUGAAAUUAAGUUUGUGUUUAUUCCAUUCAGUCCGGUUCUCAUGUGUACAUUUAGGUGUUAUUUGUAAUGCUAAAGCGGGUCAUAUGUGCAUUGACUGCUGCCCUCUUAUCCGGCUUUUCGAAUGAUGCAUUGAGUGGCUCUGUAACAGGGGACGGGUCUGGGAUGUCAAAGUCAUCACCGUUGUAGUCCUCACCUCGACACAUGGCCUCCACCAUCCGCAUCAGCUCUUCAGCAUAGCC
Messenger RNA from Eleginops maclovinus (Patagonian blennie), 1522 nucleotides. RefSeq lists its product as uncharacterized. The record is from RefSeq and is a predicted model, not a curated record. Bases 270 to 893 code for a protein of 207 amino acids. NCBI's taxonomy places the organism in Eukaryota, Metazoa, Chordata, Actinopteri, Perciformes, Eleginopidae. The transcript has 3 exons.